Solenopsis invicta (red fire ant) is the source of this 5226-nucleotide messenger RNA. RefSeq names its product YTH domain-containing protein 1 (gene Ythdc1). Gene Ontology annotation, cellular component: nucleoplasm. The transcript has 7 exons. Gene Ontology annotation, biological process: regulation of alternative mRNA splicing, via spliceosome; mRNA splicing, via spliceosome. NCBI's taxonomy places the organism in Eukaryota, Metazoa, Arthropoda, Insecta, Hymenoptera, Formicidae. The coding region runs from base 1205 to 2560 and encodes 451 amino acids. Gene Ontology annotation, molecular function: N6-methyladenosine-containing RNA reader activity; mRNA binding. The record is from RefSeq and is a predicted model, not a curated record.
AGAAAAAGAGGCACGUCACCGAUGGACGACAAUGGACGCCAUGACGCGUGAACGUAUCGUCCAGUAUCGUCCGUGAGCGAGUGUGAGCGAGUGUUUAUCGCUGUCGGAAUUCCUCUGAGACACAUCGCUCUCGCGCCGCGACUGCCACGAGGCCGGGAACCGUGUUCCGUGCUCGUGCUCCGUGCCCGUGCCGUGCUGUGCGUCGGACAAAAUCCCCCGAGCGUGCUUCGGUGUGAAGUGUGUCAGUGAAGGGACAAAGGGUGUCACGUAAGUGUGCGCCGAGCCCUCGGGAGGACUCGUUCAAAAAAUAAAUAAAUAAAUAAAUAAAAGUAAACCGAAAGAUAUCGCGAGGACUUCGAAAAGAGAGAAAGAAAGAGAGAGAGAGAGAGAAAGGGAGGGAGAGCACUGUAUAUCCACGAGAAAAUUUCGUAUUUAGUGACCUAAAUCGCUUUGCGACGAACUCUUUCCUAGAUAAUUAAAGUUUAAAAAAAAAGAAUGAAAAGGGAAUUGUAAAAUCCACUCAAAACAAAAAGUCUUCCGACGGACUCUUGACGUGUUCGGUGACGCGGCGAAUAAAAACGGUCGUAAAGUUGUUGUUCAUUGAGUAGACCUCUGUUCGCGGGAAGGAGAGAGUGCGCGUAGAGGAUUAAGUAACUAGGACGAGGCGAGAUGAGAAUCCGGGUGAAAAGAGUAUAAGAUAACAUAAAAAAAAAAGAGUUCUUCCCCGUGCUUUCAGAGAGACUCCUUAGAGAACAGCUGCGAGUUCCUUCUCCGUGCACGGGUUGUGUCGCCGCGACGUUGUUGUUGUUGUUUAAGGACUCUGGUAGUAGAGCCUCCGUCGUAAUCCUCUGUCCCAUCCGCGGAUCUCUCUCGCGGAUCAUCUUCCCCCUCCUCCCCCGAGCCUGUGGGCGAUGGCCAUGUGUCGUCCCCCGCUGCUGUCGGUUUGUUGUGUUAGGCUCGAUGAGAGUGCCGGGUGCCGCCGCGGCGCUCUCCGGGACAGUGUGGACUCUCCGCUCGAUUCGGGAACCCCGAACUAUCCUCGCUGUACACUACUACUACUACCGCUACUACUACUACUACUACUACUAUAUAGUCCCUUGUCGCUACCGCAUUACUGUCGUAAGAUGACGCCCAGCGACGAUCGACCGGCGGCAGCAGACGAUUACGGUGGGGGGACAGUCUUCCCAGGUGAGUGACAGUCAUCAUGGGCAGCAGCAACACGGACGACAACCUGAACCUCAACUGCGGUGAGAACGACAACGGCGACGAGCUGAGGAUCGCCGCGGACGAGACGUACGACACGCGCAGCGAGGUCUCCUCCAGCAGCUCCAACUCCGACUCGAGUCAUCCUACCAUCAGCUCAGUCUCCAGCAAGUCCUCGCGCGGUGACAACAAACGCAGUAGGAGGAAUAGGAAUAAGCGGGGGAGAUCCAGAGACUCCAAGUCAUCCAGUCCUGAGCCCAAGCGGGCCAGGUCGAAGGAGAGCAAGGGCACUACCAAGAGCUAUGACUACACUACCAAGUUGAAUUACCUGUUUAGAGACGCAAGAUUCUUCAUCAUCAAGUCCAAUAAUGCGGAGAACGUGACGCUGUCCAAAGCCAAGGGAGUGUGGAGCACUCUACCACAAAACGAAGCAAAUCUGAAUCAAGCCUAUAGAGAAUCGCGAAACGUCUUGUUAGUAUUUUCCGUGAAGGAAUCGGGAAAGUUCGCUGGCUUUGCGAGACUUAGCACGGAAUCGAGAAGAGAUGCUGGCCCAGUCUCUUGGGUUUUGCCUCCUGGACUGUCAGCAAAGGCUUUAGGUGGUGUAUUUAAAGUCGAUUGGAUCUGUAGAAAAGAAUUGCCGUUUACAGCGACGUUACAUUUGUACAAUCCGUGGAAUGACGGUAAGCAAGUCAAGAUUGGCCGAGACGGCCAGGAAAUCGAGCCCCGAGUUGCUGAAGAAUUAUGUAGAUUAUUUCCAGAAGAUGAAGGAAUUGAAAUGACGCCUAUUUUGCGAAAGUCCAAGGAGGCAGGAAAACAUGUUGUGAAGUCAUCGCGCUACCGUGACAAAAGGCCCAUAGGCAGUUCUAGUAGAUUUUUACGAAGAGGCGGACGAGGACGCAAACUGUUCUUGACCUCGAGAUCGCGUUUAGCAUCGCUGGCCAGAGGAUCUCAGGAUAUUACGGGAAAUAGGAGCUCUAGGGAUCAUUCUUAUCGGUAUACGCCGUGGUUCAAUCGAGGCGAUUCGCCUUACUCAAAGGGCUAUGGAAGUGGAUUGGGUGUUGCCGCGGUUGCAGAAGCUUAUGUGGCAGACUACAUGCGUACCAUGCAACAUCAAUUGCCUCCAUUACCGCCUUACGGCCCGCACCCGUACGAUACUCUGCCACCACCCCCUCCACCUCCAAGAUAUUAUGAUGGUCUACCACUGCCUCCAGAUUAUAGUGCGACAGCAUCGGCACUAGAGAAGCGUAGCUACGAAAGAAGCGUCGACGAGUUUCUAUGGAGGACGGCUAGUCGUCACAGUCGGCACAGCGAUCACCGUUCUUCUCGCGAUCAUCACAGAUAUAGGGAUCGCAGAUAAGGAUCUCGACUUUAGUAUUCCCUUUGAGAAUCCGUUGGUUCCCUAAUCCUUCAUGGUACUAAUAGUUGAAAAUAAAAUUUUGUUGAUAAAAGCAAUGAAAAAUUGAUUGCACAUUCUCAAUGAGAAAUUGAAUUAACAUAUCAUUUAUAUUUAUUUGAAUUUAUAGAAUGAUCUUGAAAGAUGUAAGACACAAAAGAUAUAAUUUAUAUACAGGAUGUUCCGUAAUUCGCAACUCAAAAUAUAACCAGUUCUAGAAAAAUUAAGGAUAGUUCCGUAUAAAAACGAUUGAUUUGUAAUCGGUGAGUUUUUGGUUUAAUCCCGGUCCUCUUUUCUGUGUAUGUUUCUAAUGUUAUAAAAAUUUGAUUAGAAAGUUGAAAGAUCUUGAUAAGUAAAAGUUAUUAGAGUUAUUAAAGAGUUGAAGGAUCAUAAUAAGGAGUAAAAGAGUUUAAGAUAAACAGUAGCAUAUUUCGGGGAUAAAUAUUUUAUUUACUGACUUCUCGAAAAAUUAAGUAAAAAAAUAAAUUUUUACUUCAAGUAGUUUUUGAAAUAUAAGAUCAUAAAACUGAUCAAUUACAUACACACAUACACAGAUUACGUUUAAUGAUUAUGCGAUCACUAAUACAUUAUAGUAUCUGAAAUUGCGAAUUUCAGGAGACAUUUUGUAUAAUUAAUGUAUGUAUUAUAAUUAAUAUUAUACGUUUAUGUCCAAAAUGAUUAGGCAUUCUAAUUUUUUUUAUAUCUUACUCAGAUGGCAAUUUACUGAGAGAUUGUCAACAAAUCGAUCAGAUUUUGACUGUAGAGAAUAAGAUUCACAAAUGUUCGAUAAGGUUGAAACCAGAACUCUUGAUCUAAGGGUUCAUCUUGCUCAAACCACACUUGCUUGCCAUGUGACACGAAGUACUAUCCUAUUGAGAAAAUAUUUGACUUCAUUUUCAAAUAUUUUCUUUAUGGUAAAGUAGGAAGAUGGCAAAGUAUGCUCUAACAUUACUAUAAGUAACAGAACUCAUUUGUCUAAUAUAUUUCGCCUAAUAAUUGUAUGGACAUGGCUGUAUAUAUAAUAAUGUUUAAGGGAAUAUUUUAGUAUAGAGCAUGAAAAAGUGGCUAAUUUUUGAGAAUUUUUUGGAGAAAACUUCUGCACAACUUCUACACGUUUACUUGUAUAUAUUGAAUAAAUAUCUAUAAAUUUUGGUUAAAUAUUUAUCACUUUUUAUGUUAUAUGAAUUAAAUUUUUUUUUAAGUUGAUUGACACCAUUUUUCAGAAACUGUUGAAAUUAUCAAUUUCAAUUUUUGUGUACAUUACAAUUAAUGAAAAAUAUUGCAAAUUAUUAAAUAAUGCGGUUUUAAAAAACAAAUAUCAAUUUUUUAAUAAAAUUCAACACAUGAAAAAAUAGUUAAUUCAUGGAUAUUGCAAUUUUAGUUUGGACGAUUAAACAAACGUGUAUGUUAUAUCCAAAAGUUAUAGACGUAUUUGUUCUUUUACGCUUAAUAGCACGAUAAAGCAAUGUGUACUCGUUUUAUGUCUGGAAAUUAUUAAAUCAUUAAUCGUUGUUUUACGAUUGAUACUCUUGGUUAAUACAUUUUACUAAUAAUAAUACAAGUGAAUAUAUAAAAGCGUAAAACAAUAUGUGCAUUAAUUGUUUUUAAAGUAAUUCUCCAAAAUUAGCAACCUCGUUCUCUAAGCUGAAAUAUCCGUUUAACUCUUUCAGUAUGAAACAGCGCAAUAAAAAAAUAUUCUGUGCAGACAGAGUAACAAUAAUAGUUCUUCUUAGCGCAUUUACGCGUCAAUAGUACUUAAAGGGUUAAUAUGUAUAAUAUUAAUUAUAAUAUGUACAUAUUUAUUAAAAAUGUAUAAUUUAAUAUGUACUUAAUAUAAUGUUGUAAUUGUAAAUUAAAUUUGUAUAUAAAUUGCUUCUAUAAAAAUCUAAUUUAAUUGAAAUGUUAAAAUAUUUAAAUAUUAUCAAGAUUCAUGAAGAACUCUGGAAAUCGGCGGAUUCGACUAUUAUCGGCGGAUUAUAACUAUUAACAUAAAGGCAAUUUUAAUCGAUGAUGUUUAAUUGUCAUUAAUUAUCACACUGCGUAACUAUGACGCGAUUCCAAACGCAUUCUCGCUGUUGUAAAAUAAUGUAGAUUAAUUAAGUUUUGUACCAUUGAGUAUUGAAACUUGCAAUUUCUUUACCGACGUCUUUCGCAAUCACACAAAUAAAACGCAAUAAUACUGAAAUAUUCUACCAAUCAAGAAAAGGAAAAUGAAUUCAAAUAUACAGAAUAAAGAUACUUGUUCUCUUAUUAUCUUUUCUCAAACACAUUUUGUACAUUUUAUAUAUUGUUUCAUAUCUGUGCGAAAUAACCACAUUGGUUUUACAUUGUGAUCUCCGUUUUAUGAAUCGGCAAAAUGAUGUACUUUUCUCUUAUUUUAUUCUUCCGUUACUCGUGUUUUCCACAUGUUCCAUUAGAGUGAGAAAACAAAGUGAAACGGAAUGCGCGCCACAUUUUCGUUCUCUAUCAUUAGAAUAAGACUGGAGACUAGAGUAAGAGGAAUUGAAGAUAACAGAGACGUCUCGGUGACUUCACAAAACAGAAAUGAUAUUCAUGUGUGUAUGUGUGUGUGCGUGUCUGCGUUUAUAUGAAAUAGUUUCAAAGUAUAUAUAUAUAACACAUGAAAAUCA